UAGGCUCACUCAGUUAGCCGCGGCUCGCCACGCCGGUCGCCGGGCGUCGCUCGAACUCUGUGUGAACGUGACCUGUGACCAAACAGUGCUUGUGUGUGUUAAAAUACGGAAAACUAACACAUGUCAGACGUUGGAUGGUGAUUUGUCAAUAAUCGGUACAGAACCAGUAGUGAUUGAUAUGUGCUAGUGCUGUGACGUGUUGAAGUUCUAGUUUAUGAUGUGAACAGUUGUCAGUGAGUGACUAUGCCGUCUGACAGUGGCUCCACUUGGUCGCCGCCGGCCUCCAACAGCGAGAGGAGAUUGAGUAACUCUUCAGAUGGCAGCGCCGGCAGUGGAUAUUCUAAGGCUACAACAGACAGCGCUGACUUCCUCACAACACGGCCGCACACAGCAGCGGUGUUGCCGGGGAAGCCGGCGACGAACCCGCUGCAGUUCGUGCGGGUCGCGCCCGCCGACCUGGGCAGCCGCGCCCGCGAGCAGCUGCGGCGGGCCGAGCUAGCCAAGCGGACAGAGCCCGCGCGGGUGGAGCGCCAGGAGGAGUGGCAGUCAAAUCUGGACAACUGGAAAUCUUCGCGGCGGAAGCGAGUGGAACAUAUCAUAGAGCGGUGCGUGGAAGUGAGACGGAUGGAGAACGAGCCCAGCCAGCCGCGGGCCAAGUCCAAAACAUUCAACGAAAUGCUGGAAGAACGAGCGGGGAGACGACGGGUGCCCCUCCCGCUGUACGCAGAGGACGAUGGGCACGAUCUCAGCGACCUCGGCAUCGGCACCUCAAGCACCAAGAGCAGCCUCAGCGAAGACUGCGACACACACAGCUUAGCUAGCGAUGGAAUGGACUUAGACAAGAACCAUUCAGACGUCGACAACUUGUCGAACUGCGAUAACCGCAAGCUGGGCUCCAGCGCCAACGAAUACGACACCUGCACGACCUUGACUAUCAGCUCCCCUGAACCUGAGGAGUACACUUAUGAAGGAGCUAUCGAGGGCUACAAGUCACGAAUAAUCUCCCAAACCAACAGCACUAUUGUCAAAACUGUCGUUAAUAAUUCCAAAGAAAAGUCCCCAGAUAAAAUCAACGGUGACCUAAACAGAAUCAGAACGUCAGUCAGUAACAAAAUAGAGGAAAAAGUUUCCGCGUUCCAAAGGGACAGAGCUGACGAACGAAAUAAUAACCAGAAGAAAGACCUACCUAAGGUAGAUAUACACAAACGAAGAGAACAGUUCGAAAGAGAAAAUUCACAAGAGUCACAAAAUAAACCAAAAUUACCUGAUAUUGCAAAUAAAAAGUCAAUUAAGGAAAGACUUUCCAGUUUAGAGAGGUUCACGGAAGAAACACAUAUUCAAAAAUCUACGAGCGACCUGAACAAGUUACCUACAGAAGUGAAACCACUAAAAGAGAGGCUUUUUAACCUCGAAAAGGUCAAGUCUGCAUCUACAGAACCUGAUAAGGCUAAAAGACUUUCAAAUGGAGACCUCGGUAAUGCAAAGUCUUUGAAAGAGCGUCUCUCAAGUUUCAAAUCACAAACAUCAGAAGAGGAAAAGAUUAACAAAACUGAGGUAAAAGAAGUCUCUAUGAGUCUUAAAGAGCGCCUUUCAUGUUUAGAUGCAGCGAAAAACAAGGAAAUACCUAAGAUAUUGGUAGAAGAACAGAUGAUGGUUACGGAAAAACCAGUAGCCAAAGAAGAGGAUUUUAACGAUAAUCUCAUGGAGAACUCAUUAAAAGCCAGUUUGACAGGAAUAGAAAAUCAAAUGCAGAGUUUCUGUCGUUCUCUUGACAGUUUAGACAUUAAUGGUCAAACAUCACCCAGCUCUUUUGAAAGAGUUCAAAGUUUCGAAGAUUUUGAUUGCGCUGACAUGCAGAACAACACUGCCCAGAGUGAUAUUGAAACUGAAGAUAGUGGAAUUCACACCGCACGAGACUCUGCUCCGGCAGAUGAUAUCGCAGACUUAACACAAGUAGCUUCUCCAAUAGGAGAGCCGAUGGUUGAAAUAUCCGAAUAUGAGUCCUCUAAUGAAGAUGGCGCGAUAGCAUUGGAGCCAAUCAAAAUUGAAGAACCUAUGGAAAUAGUGUCUCCACCCAUACAAUCGAUACCAGAAGACAUUGUUAUUGAAGAAAUUGCACAAGAGGAAGCUCAGGAUAUCAGCAAAGCGGAUUCUGAUAGCGCAAGUAACUAUCUUCAAGCGGUAUCACAACCAGAGGAACUUAGCGUUACUGAAGAAGUGACGGAAAUUCAGAUGGAUAAGGAAGAUGAAGAUACGCUUAAGAGUUUGGAUAAUCAGGAUACUAGUGUAAGUUUGAAUGAGCCGGCCUCCACGGGCUCGGAGGGUGAUACGGUGGUGUUCGAGGGCAAGAUGACUAUUCACCUCAACUUAAACGAAUUAUGUAACAACAAAAACACUGGUGUUGGAUACAAUACUAACCUUAAGGAAACUAGCACUACUAAUGAACCUACUAACCGCAAGAGCAUGCCAAUGGUAAUCGAUGCAUUGGAACUGGCCUUCCAAGAGCUGGACUCUGAAGACAGUUGUGUCAACAACAGCACCAUGGAUGACUCAGUAAAAGAACCAAAACAUACAGAAGCUAAGACAGAUGAUGUCAUUGACUUUACGGAGAAGACAGUUACGCCUCUGUAUGAGAACAUGGAUAUGUUCUUCCAAAACUCGGUAGAUGACGUAGCAGCUUUCCCACUAGAUUUGCCUACCAAUGUUAUGGAACCUCCAAAAGAAAAGCCACCUCCGCCUCCUACAGAAGAUGACGAACUUCUUGGCAAUGGUAACUUCAAACACACAAGUUCUGCGCGUAGAAUAAAGAAGGAAAUCCGCAACAAACGCACCAGCUUCCUUGGUAUCGAAGGCCAAGUCGACGACUACCUCGACGCUGACCUCUCCGCACCUCGGCCCGACAUCACCUCCUUCCUUCAAGAGGAGACGAAGAUCGAGAAACUUCUGUACAAGCGAACACUGUCUCAUGACAAUGCCAAGUUAAGAGACAGUAGAGAUUCCGGAGUGGAUGUGGAUCGAGGACCGUCGGCUGAAGCGUGGUACAAGCAGUCAUCGCCGGAGACGUCGAAUCCUCAUAGCAGACAGAACAGUGAGCCAUACACUCACGUGACGGUAACAUCAGACGAAGAAGAAACUUCAAAGAAAUCUGACAAUUUCGCUUCAAACUUGACCUCCAAACUGACGGACCUGGCGCAACCUGACAUCGACAGUCUCGACAAGAAGCUACAGGAACAACAGGGACGCACUAACGAGGAUUGGCCUGACGGGCACGACGAUGCUCACACAAAGGAGGUUCUGCGUUUUGAGCGAGAACUUUUGCAAUUGGAACAAGAAGAGUUAAGAAGACAGCGAGAUAAUUUAAUGAGGGAUCAGACAAGGAUCAUCCAGAAGUCGGUUCAGGAUGUAUCCGAGAAACCACCUCUAAGGAAGGCUGCUAGUGAAAAUCAUCGACACUCAAUGCCCAACUUACUAGUAAAUGAGCCCUAUAUUCCUGUGGAGCCUCAGGCAGAAGUGAAAUACGAUGAGAGUAUAAAACGGAAGCCAUUUGUGUCGGAAGAGCAUAUACAGAGGCAUUUUGGUGUGGAAGAGAGUCGGAAGGUGUUGUAUGAAGACAGCAAGGAAGAUGUAAGAAGACGGCCGCCGCAGCCUGUCCUACCGCCGAAACCAAGGAGUCGGGAGUCCAUUGAAAGAGAGAUUACUAUGAGGAGUAGCAGAGUGCCGUCAGCGGUGGAAUAUGCCAACGUGGAGCGCACGGCGCAUGUGCAGCUACGGUGUAAACCUGCGCCGGCGCCUGCUCCGGUGAUGCCUAAUGGCAACUACCAUCCUAUGACUCGACAUACCUUACAGGCACUAAGCGCAGCUCCAACGCCGAAGCUGAUCUCCGGAAAUGAAUGGCUGGCGCAGCGUGCGCGCAAACCCGCGGGAUACAACUACAACCAGCAUUGGCUCAUACAGGAGGCAGAACAGAGGCGUAUAGACGAGCAACGAAGCAAGCUGCGCGCCGCGCAGAGGCAUUCCUACCAUCAGGACAUGCCAGCCUCGGCGCUGCUCAACAUGCAUCACAUUAGCACAAGCCAACAACAUUUGCCGCAAGAAUACAAGCGUCUAAUACGCGCCGAUACGGACCGCCCGACCGUGCCCCCUCCCAUCCGGCCCGAACCUCCGCUCAGAACCACCUCCUCCCCGAGGGAGUUGCGGGAACUCAGACCAGACAUCAGAGAACAAUCCCGAACGCAGACCUCGCCUAACACCAAGAUCUCGCCUAGGAUAGAAAGCUUGGAGAAGAGAGAAGCGAAGAGUGACCCGAGAGAAGAUAAGCUCCUGAGCGUGAGCGGGAGGAGAAAGUGCUCGCAUUGUGGAGAGGAAUUAGGUCGCGGGGCCGCCAUGAUAAUAGAGUCGCUGUCGCUGUGCUACCACGUGUGGUGCUUCACUUGCGCGGUGUGCGGCGCGGCGCUGGGCGACGGCCGCGCCGGCGCCGACGUGCGCGUGCGCGCGCGCCGCCUGCACUGCCACCACUGCUACAGCGGCGACGACGGCCGCAAGUACAGCGCGGUCUAGUAGCGCUCCACUAAAGUGUCAUUCUAUGAAACUUACUAUGUAAACAAACCGCCAUGUUGAAAUCAUCAUUCAGUGUCAGUUUCAAUAUGGCGGUUUGUUUACAUAGCAACUUCCAUAGAGUGACACUUUACAGUAGCUUACAGUGUACGCGAUCGAUGUGUGCAGAGGACUAUAAUAAUUCUACAAAUUUGUUUGAAUUUUGACCUUGACUGCACUUUCUCAAUUUAUUGGUUCAUCUACAGACUGCUCUUUAAAGUGCUUAAGGUAUGAACAGACAAAUCCCCAUGGCGCGAUAAUUCGCCCGAUGAUACAAUAUGUAAAUGUAUAUUCGUCGUGUGACCGAAUCACGUGAUUUUGUUUGUUUUAAUUAUCUAAGUGCCUAAAAACAGACAGUAAAUAUCCAAAUAUGUAAAUUAACGUUCGCCUUCAAAAUAAAAAUGUACCUGAGCUUAUUGUAGUCAUAUUAAAAUCUUCGUUGUUAUUGCCUUCAACUUGCAGUUUUUUGUAAGAGCUGUACUAACUAAGGAUGAAAGAAACUGACGAAGAUUAAAAAGAUUAUGACGAUUUAGGUACGAUUUAAGUUCAAGGGCUUGAAAUAAUAUAGCCAUGAAAAAGUUUAUUGUAAAGCUGCACCAUUCAAGUUUGCAACUAUACUGUAUAGAAAUAUACGGUCCUCAGUUUGAUUUGCGGCUACUAUACAUGAGCGGCAACCUUGAAUUGUGUAACUAUUUUUAUAUGGAAUGUAAGUAGCAGGAACAUAUGGCACAGCGACAACGGCUUCGGCAGCCUGUCGCUGUUUGUCGGUUUUUCUGUUCGUACUCAUCUCCAAAACGUCUCGGCGACUCAGCUAGCUUCUGAGUCCGCUAUGCACGCUUUUGUAUUUUAACCGUAUUUUAUUACACAAUGCAAUUCUAUUAGGUUUGGUUUGUUAUGAUCUUGUAAUAAAUCUUAAUGCAAAUAUGAUUUAGAGAAAUGUAUUUUGUGAUUGUUGAAUUCGUGAGUUUAGUCUUCAUAUAUGAUGUCAAUCACUAAUUCAUUUUUAUCUGCAAAGUAUUGUAGGAUUAUAAUUUUAGAUUUCAAAGGUUAAAGGUGUUCCGUCAUGUGGUCAUGUCGUAGACAGUAAGCAUGCUGAGAGAAAACAGCCUGAGGUAGGUGAUUCGCAUUAUUGCAAGAAAUAAAGCACUCUUCAAAAAGAGGCAAAUAGCAUACCCACAGCAAUAAACGAUCAUCUUGGCAGCUUUGUAAUUUUGCACUUUUUUCGUUUCCGACUUUUUGUGCCAUGUCAAGUUUUUUUUAUAUUUUUCUUUUGAUUAUAGCAAGAAAGUAACACUUUUACGUUAUUAAUAAACACUGAUCAUGAGUAGGGUUGCACAUAAUAUAUCGAGUUAUUUCAUUUUAAAUGGCACUAUUGUCCUGCGAAGGAGGCCUAGAUGUAGAUAUGCCUUUUUACACAAUGCAUUAUUGUUAAAAAGAACAACAAAGUAAAUUGUAAUAUUUUGUAAAUAGAUUUAAUUUAUGUCGUAGAAUAUGUUACAGGUUAGCUUUAAUAGGUAGUAUUUUAGUGUAAAAGAGACAUUUAAUCCAAAUAUGUGUAUGAUUUAAUAUUUUGUAUAGUAAAAUCUAUAAUGAUUAUUUUGUACUUCUCCAAGUCUUCACGUCUAAUUUUGAUUUUGUUUUGAACUAUACCUACUCUUCGAAUAUUGUUCAGGUUAUUAGACUUUUCCACUCUAAUGCGUAUAUUUUUAAUAAGUAUAUGAUGGUGAGAAGCUCCAACUCCAAACUAUGUAAUAAUAAAUAUUUCUGGUUUAA
This is a messenger RNA of Cydia fagiglandana, 6366 nucleotides long. It is a transcript of the gene smash, whose product is annotated as LIM domain only protein 7. Gene Ontology annotation, cellular component: stress fiber. Lineage: Eukaryota; Metazoa; Arthropoda; Insecta; Lepidoptera; Tortricidae. Gene Ontology annotation, molecular function: myosin II head/neck binding. The record is from RefSeq and is a predicted model, not a curated record. Bases 244 to 4557 code for a protein of 1437 amino acids. The transcript is spliced from 17 exons. Gene Ontology annotation, biological process: regulation of focal adhesion assembly; positive regulation of stress fiber assembly.